Messenger RNA from Ilex paraguariensis (yerba mate), 2265 nucleotides. Lineage: Eukaryota; Viridiplantae; Streptophyta; Magnoliopsida; Aquifoliales; Aquifoliaceae. The record is from the annotation of a GenBank genome assembly.
AUGAUGAAUUUAGCUCAAACCCUCCUCCACAACCCAUCUUCCAUCAAAACGAAGUCCCAAGCCAAGCAACUCCACGCCCAACUCAUCAAAACUACAAGAACCGCCUCUCCCUCUAUCUCCUCCACCAUUCUCUCCAUCUACUCCAACCUCAACCUCUUACAUGAAUCCCUCAUUGUCUUCAACACACUUCACUCACCACCCACUGUAGCUUGGAAGUCCAUAAUCAAGUGUUACUCUUCCAAUGGUUUUUUUGCAUGUUCCUUAGCUUCUUUCAUCGAAAUGAGGGCUUUAGGGAAGUACCCAGAUCGGAAUGUGUUCCCUUCUGUGCUAAAAUCUUGUGCGCAUUUGGGGGAAUUGAGGCUUGGUCAGUCUGUUCAUGGGUGUAUAAUAAGGCUUGGUAUGGAUUGUGAUCUUUACACUGGAAAUGCACUAAUGAGCAUGUACUCAAAAUUGCCUGACUUAGAUGUUGAUGGUGGGCGUAGGUUUAAUGCGUCUCAGGUGUUUGAUGAAACUUCUGAAUCAAAGCAACAUAGUGGAGAUGACUCCAAUAUCGAACUCUUUGAAAAAUGGAUUCUGCCUGUUGGUUCUAAAGCUAAUUUGAAUAAAGCAAGUGAUUCGUUGGCUCAAACUGACAAACAAAGAGAAGAUUUCGAGUUUUCGGUGGGAGGGAGAAAGAAAGGGACUAUAAGAAUGGAGAGUAUGAGCAAAGUUUUUGAAAUGAUGCCUGAGAAAGAUAUAGUUUCAUGGAAUACAGUCAUUAUGGGCAAUGCUAAAAAUGGGAUGUAUCAGGAAGCUCUAAUGAUGGUGAGAGAUAUGGGGAAUGCAAACUUGAAGCCUGAUUCUUUCACUUUGUCUAGUGUGCUUCCUAUUUUUGCAGAAUAUGUGGAUGUCUUGAAGGGAAAGGAGAUUCAUGGAUAUGCUAUUAGACAUGGGUUUGAUGAGGAUGUGUUCAUUGGAAGUAGCUUGAUUGACAUGUAUGCGAAUUGUACUAGGGUGGAAGAUUCAUGUAGACUGUUCGGUUUGUUGCCUAAACGUGAUGAUGUUUCAUGGAACUCAAUUAUUGCGGGAUGUGUGCAGAAUGGACUGUUUGAUGAAGGCCUGAAAUUGUUUAGGCAGAUGUUGGUGGCGAAAAUUAAGCCUAUGCACAUUUCAUUUUCAAGUGUAAUGCCUGCUUGUGCUCACUUAACCACAUUACAUUUAGGGAAGCAGCUACAUGGAUGCAUUAUUAGGGGCGGAUUUGGUGAUAAUGUCUUCGUAGCUAGCUCACUGGUGGACAUGUAUGCAAAAUGUGGGAACAUUAGGAUAGCCCGGGGGAUUUUCAAUAAGAUGGAGCUACAUGACAUGGUGUCAUGGACCGCAAUGACAAUGGGGUAUGCAUUGCAUGGGUUUGCCCAUGAUGCCAUCUUGUUAUUUGAGCAAAUGGAGAAGGAGGGAGGAAAACCUACCUAUGUGGUGUUUAUUGCUGUUUUGACUGCUUGUAGCCAUGCUGGAUUGGUUGAUGAAGCUUGGAAAUAUUUUAACAGCAUGACCCAAGCUUAUGGUAUCACCCCAGGCAUAGAGCACUAUGCUGCUGUUGCAGACCUUCUUGGUCGAGCAGGAAAAUUGGAGGAAGCUUACCAAUUUAUCUCUAGCAUGCAUAUUGAGUCAACAAGCAUUGUUUGGUCGACAUUGUUGGCUGCUUGUAGAGUACACAAAAAUGUUGAAUUGGCUGAGAAGGUUGCCAAAGAAAUAUUUACAGUUGAUCCUGAGAAUAUGGGAGCUUAUGCUCUCUUGUCAAACACAUAUUCUGCUGCUGGGAGAUGGAAAGCAGCAGCAAAGUUGAGAAUUCGUUUGAGGGAUAAGAACAUGAGAAAGAAACCUGCUUGCAGCUGGAUUGAAGUCAAGAACAAAGUACAUGCUUUUGUGGCAGAUGAUACAUCACACCCAUAUUAUGACAGAAUAUGUGAGGCACUGGAAGUUCUCUUAGAACAAAUGGAGCGAGAAGGGUAUGUUCCAAACACCAAUGAGGUAUUACAUGAUGUUGAGGAGGAGCAGAAGAGACAUUUAUUGAGUAGCCAUAGUGAAAGACUUGCAAUAGCAUUUGGUAUUAUUAGCACCCCUGCUGGGAUGACAAUUCGUGUUACAAAGAACCUUCGGGUUUGUAUAGACUGCCAUACAGCAACAAAGUUCAUAUCAAAGAUUGUGGGAAGAGAGAUAAUUGUGAGAGAUAAUAGCCGAUUUCACCAUUUCAAGGAUGGGAAGUGUUCAUGUGGAGAUUACUGGUGA